Molecule: messenger RNA, 1303 nt
Organism: Camponotus floridanus (Florida carpenter ant)
Lineage: Eukaryota; Metazoa; Arthropoda; Insecta; Hymenoptera; Formicidae
Exons: 5
Coding region: 96-1085 (329 amino acids)
Cellular component (GO): extracellular region
Molecular function (GO): chitin binding
Source: RefSeq, a predicted model, not a curated record
CAUGUCGGCCAAGAUAAAGCACACGCGUAUUGUUGGUCUCUCACGGUGUUUUGACGCUCGUUCUAUCCCGCUAUCUUUGCUGUCGCAUUGACAGGAUGUUUUGGGUGUUUCUGGGAUUACUGGGCUCCGCCAUCGCGGCGCAGAGUUCCUAUGAUCUGGAAGCAAGGGCGGUUUCGUUCCCCGGGAAGCCGAGUAGCUUAGGACCGCUCUACUCGUCCAGCUCGGCUCAAGGAUUCCGUGAUAACAGUUACGAGGACAAUGCGGUGACACCCACACCCUCGCCGACGCCGAUCUAUAGAAAUCAGCAACCGUUAUAUCGCAAGCCGACAGCAACGCCGAUAGAUGUUCGCGAUUAUCCUCAAUCGUCGGCUAUCCGCAUCGGUUCUCCGUCGCGCGCUCCUCCUCGAGGCCAGUACGGACCCAAUGGACCUCCACAGGAGGAACUCGAGGAAGAGAAGGAAGAGCCUGAUCGUCUCAGCCUUCUUCUACCCCAGAGUAGAUUCGAUUGCGUUAACAAGCAAACCGGCUACUACGCCGACGAAGACCUCAACUGCGAGGUCUUCCAUUACUGCCAGGACAACGCCAAGCAUUCUUGGAUCUGCCCGGAGGGCUUCACCUUCCAUCAAGUACACUUAAUCUGCAUGCCACCCAGCGGCGACAUCAGUUGUAAGAAGAGUUCGCAAUACCAUUUCGUCAAUGAAUAUCUGUACAAGCCGCUGAAUCUUCAAGAGGCCGAGACCAAGCCCAAUGUUACACUGAGGUACAGCGAAAGGUAUUAUCCCGCUGAUAUUUAUUCGGAUGAGAGGGAAGUCGGUGACUAUCAAAUCACUCCUACGGCCGCUCCGACACGUCGUCCCGCCCCGCAGGUCCUUGUGAGCCCGCAGCCUCAAAGUUUGAACAGCAUUCCCGCAUCGGUUCGUCCCACAGGACUCCCACAGUACCGUCUCCCGGUGAACCAAGUAUUCCACAGCCCCGAAGAAGUCAACAUUCCUCUUCAACAUAGACGACCACAACAGCAGCAGCAGCAGCAUCAAGUUCUCAGACGAUACCCUCAGAUUCAACCCGAGGAAGAGGAUUACGAAUAGAUUCUUAACAUUUUUUAGCUCUCUACACGCGGUAGAAUUCAUUUCAUUCAUUCGAAUUUUUACAUUUUUCCCAUUAAUCAUUAAAAAUAUUCGAUACACGUUUCUCAAAUCGUCUAAUAUUUUUCUAAAUUUCUUUUUUUGUGCAAAAUCCUCUAAAAAUUGCGAAAUUUAAAAUACUCUAGAAUUUCUAUAUUAAUUUAUAUUAGCGGCUUUUAUAU